AUGUCUUUGUACAACCCUUCUUCAAAGUCAUCUCAGAAUAUGAACAAGAGUACCAUGUCUUCUGAAACGGGAGAGACAUCUUCUGGCUACGAUGACCGCCACACUCAGCAAGGAGACAGUGGUUCCACGUCUGCUGAUUCUUCUGGUUCGCAAGACGCAGGUCCAUCCGAAGGAACGGCUAAUGCUACCCCUCGAAGUUCAUCAACUACUAGCGGAGAUAAGCCCGCCGAUUCUCGAAUGAUUGUUGAUGAUCCGUUCGAUAACGAGAAACGGCAAAUCCUUUUCAAUGCUAUUGAUAGGCUUCAAGCUUGUGGCUCCCACAAGUACUUGGCCAUUCCACAGCUCGUCGUCGUAGGGGAACAAUCUUCUGGGAAAUCAUCCCUGCUCAGAACAUUGACUGACAUUUCAUUCCCCGUCAUGGCUGGGAUUGGUACACGCUUUCCAAUUCGUGUCGUUUCGCGCCGUAGCCCUAGUGCACAGGGCAGUAGGGAACGAUUUCGUAUUUCACUAGAACGCGCACCACGAGAUGUGAACGGCUUGCAACGAGCUGAUGCUGCUGCAGACGAGUACCGUCUAGAGGGAGACACUUUGACCAUGGACGUAUUUGAGGCUGCGCUUAAGGAUCUCUCUGAGAAUAAAAUUGGCAUCAGAAAGGGUCAAGGCAUAGGGGCUAAAAACUUUGUCCCAGAUAUUGUCAGAGUUGAACUUGAAGGACCUCACAGAUCUCCUUUCAACAUUCUGGAUCUCCCAGGCCUCAUCUCCUCAGAAUAUGGUGUCAAUGAACCUGAGCCCCUCGGGACACAGGAACUAGCUAAGGAAUACAUCUCCCGACAGGAAAACACAAUCAUAUGCACAAUACCCGCAACUUCUGACCUGGGAAAUCAACGGGCUUAUCAGAUUUGCAAGGAACAUAUAUCAGACAAGAGGCGACUGGUUGGCGUUUUCACAAAGUGUGACAAAGCGGAUCGCGAAGAAGCCGAGCGAGCAGUCAUUUCAGCAAAAAGUAAUAUUGUCAACGGAGACUCGAUCUUCGUGGAUGGCAUGUUUGUCGUCUGUAAUAAGACGUCAGAGUCCCGCGUCAAUGAGGAUGAGUUCUUCAGCCUCAAGCCUUGGUCUCAGAUACACAGUGAACGCAGAGGAAGCAGGAAACUCAAAGAUCAUCUUGGGGAGAUUCUGACUCACGAAAUUGAAAAGGCAUUUCCAAAGCUUGAAAACAACAUAAAUUCAAGGCUAAAGGAGAAGCGUGCCAGGCUCAAAGACAUGGGUGAACCUCGACUCAAUGAUAGUCAGAAACAGGAGUAUCUCAACCACUUCGUACGCGAGUACUCCUCCAGAUGCACAUUGGCUCUUAGACGACCAGGAUUACUCGAGUCAGAGACCAUGGACCUGAGACAAGAGCUGAAUCACAUCAACACCCAGUUUGACAAGGUCAUGAGAUGGGUUGGCGGGUUCUGGAGGUUUGACAACGAGGGCGUGGAUCCACGGGCCGUUUGCAUCGCAUACGGAGCAUUCAUCGACAAGAAACAGGAGCAGUCGAAAACAGCGGGAGAAAUCUUAUUUACGGUCCCUGAGCCAGAGGAUUACAUGGAGGAGCUGAAAAAGAUCCCGGCAUUUGAGGAGUAUGAGCAUGUCGAGCCUUAUGGCAAAUUUGAGUACACGGUGAAGAGCAAACUUCGCAGGUUCGGCGCGUCUCAACCGCCUGGCGUGGUAAACUCGGACAUUUAUCCGGUCAUCUAUCGAGCUCAAGUAUCCAAGUGGAGCUCUAUAGCACAAGAGCACUUGGACAGAGUCAAAGAUGCAAUGAAGUCAAGCUAUGAGGAGAUUCUGCGUUUUGUUUGCCCGGACUCUGGAGGCACCAUGAUUUUGCAUCAUGAGCUCAAAAACCGUCUUCAUUCAAUGUUUUGUGAGACACUGAGCAAAGCCCAACAAGAACUGGACAAGUACUGCGAACAAGAAACUCAAAAGGAGCUUCUUCAAACCACCAACAAUGAGUUCAGAACUAAACUGGAAUCUUGGCGAUUGUUGAGAUACGCCAGAGCUUUCUACCUUGGGGCCGGUGGUGAAGAGCCCCAAAACCUUAUCUCAAGGCAGACUUUGGACAAGAUGUGGAUGAAUAUGGAUUUUUCAAACCAUGACAGAAUGGUGCACGAUAUACAUGAUGUUAUCAAAGUAUAUUAUGGGAUUUCCCUGGAGUCAUUCAUUAGCCAUGUCACUCAAACCAUAGUGGAGGGUUUUGUGAUGGACAAAAAUGGCCCUUUGAGGAAGAUGACAACUGAAUAUGUUCUCAGCCUUCCAAAACAAGAAGUCAGCGACAUGACGAAAGAGGACAAAACGGCAGGUCAGCUGAGAAUGCAACUGAACAGGGAUAUUAAAGAACUGGAGAGUGAUCAGGAGAUCGCGAAAGAGGCAAGGGUUAAAGUGGAGGCAUUGAAGCGUGAUUGA
Fusarium proliferatum ET1 is the source of this 2442-nucleotide messenger RNA. RefSeq lists its product as uncharacterized. Gene Ontology annotation, molecular function: GTP binding; microtubule binding; GTPase activity. Gene Ontology annotation, cellular component: membrane; cytoplasm; microtubule. The transcript has 6 exons. NCBI's taxonomy places the organism in Eukaryota, Fungi, Ascomycota, Sordariomycetes, Hypocreales, Nectriaceae. The record is from RefSeq and is a predicted model, not a curated record. The coding region runs from base 1 to 2442 and encodes 813 amino acids.